Messenger RNA from Prinia subflava (tawny-flanked prinia), 3560 nucleotides. It is a transcript of the gene SEC23B, whose product is annotated as SEC23 homolog B, COPII coat complex component. The transcript is spliced from 21 exons. Gene Ontology annotation, cellular component: COPII vesicle coat; endoplasmic reticulum exit site. The record is from RefSeq and is a predicted model, not a curated record. Gene Ontology annotation, molecular function: zinc ion binding; GTPase activator activity. The coding region runs from base 173 to 2476 and encodes 767 amino acids. Lineage: Eukaryota; Metazoa; Chordata; Aves; Passeriformes; Cisticolidae. Gene Ontology annotation, biological process: COPII-coated vesicle budding; COPII-coated vesicle cargo loading; intracellular protein transport.
UAGCGUGCCCUUAGCAAAGAUGGCGGCGGAGCCUCCGCGGGGGCGGGGUGGGAAUUGUGCCGCCGCCAUUUUAACUGCGGGCAGCGCCUAUCGCUGAGGUGGCCUUGCCGGGCGCGCGGGGCGUGCCGGGAGGGAGCGGCGCAAGCGGCGCGGGCAGAGCUCCUGCCGGGCUAUGGCGACGUACCUGGAGUUCAUCCAGCAGAAUGAGGAGCGUGACGGAGUGCGCUUCAGCUGGAACGUGUGGCCCUCCAGCAGGCUGGAGGCCACAAGGAUGGUUGUGCCUCUGGCCUGUCUCCUGACCCCGCUGAAGGAGCGUCUGGACCUGCCCCCUGUGCAGUAUGAACCAGUGCUUUGCAGCAGGCCGACCUGCAAAGCUGUGCUCAACCCACUCUGCCAAGUUGACUAUCGGGCCAAGCUUUGGGCUUGUAACUUCUGUUUUCAGAGAAACCAGUUCCCUCCAGCGUAUGCAGGCAUUUCUGAAGUCAAUCAGCCAGCAGAACUCAUGCCUCAGUUUUCAACAAUUGAAUAUAUAGUGCAGCGAGGUCCGCAGACGCCGUUGAUCUUCCUGUAUGUUGUGGAUAUGUGCUUGGAGGAGGAGGAUUUACAGGCCCUGAAGGAGUCCCUGCAGAUGUCCCUGAGCCUGCUGCCUCCCGAUGCCCUAGUAGGGCUCAUCACUUUUGGCCGGAUGGUCCAGGUUCAUGAGCUGAGCUGUGAAGGGAUUUCCAAGAGCUACGUGUUCCGGGGCACUAAGGACCUGACAGCCAAGCAAAUACAGGAUAUGCUAGGGCUUUCAAAGCCAGCUGUCCCCAUGCAACCGGGAAGACCUCUUCAAACUCCAGAGCAACCUGUUUUUUCUAGCAGAUUCCUACAGCCCGUGCAUAAGAUUGACAUGAAUUUAACAGAUCUGCUUGGAGAGCUGCAAAGGGACCCAUGGCCAGUGACCCAGGGAAAGAGACCCUUACGUUCUACUGGAGUGGCUCUUUCAAUUGCAGUCGGCUUAUUGGAGGGUACAUUUCCAAACACAGGGGCCAGAAUAAUGCUGUUCACUGGUGGGCCACCAACACAAGGGCCUGGCAUGGUGGUGGGAGAUGAACUUAAAACACCGAUCCGUUCCUGGCAUGACAUAGAGAAGGAUAAUGCAAGGUUCAUGAAGAAGGCUACCAAACACUACGAGACUCUGGCCAACCGCUCUGCAGCCAAUGGGCACUGCAUUGACAUCUACGCCUGUGCCCUGGACCAGACGGGGCUGCUGGAGAUGAAGUGCUGUGCAAAUGUCACUGGAGGACACAUGGUGAUGGGAGACUCCUUCAACACGUCUCUCUUCAAGCAGACCUUCCAGCGGGUAUUUAGCAAGGGCUACAAUGGGGAAUUUCGGAUGGCUUUUGGUGCAAAUCUUGAUGUGAAGACCUCCAGGGAGCUGAAAAUUGCAGGAGCCAUUGGACCCUGUACAUCCCUGAAUGCUAAAGGGCCAUGCGUCUCUGAAAAUGAACUUGGAAUUGGAGGGACAUCUCAAUGGAAAAUCUGUAGUCUGGAUCCCAGUACAACUCUGGCCAUUUACUUUGAAGUGGUAAAUCAGCACAAUGCACCCAUCCCUCAGGGAGGCAGAGGGGCAGUGCAGUUUGUCACUCAGUAUCAACACUCCAGCACCCAGAGGCGCAUUCGUGUCACCACCAUCGCCAGAAACUGGGCAGAUGCACAGACUCAGCUUCAGCACAUCGAGGCUGCAUUUGACCAGGAGGCAGCUGCCGUGCUUAUGGCACGGCUGGGAGUGUACAGGGCUGAGUCUGAGGAGGGACCUGAUGUUCUGCGUUGGCUGGACAGGCAGCUCAUCAGGCUGUGUCAGAAAUUUGGACAAUACAACAAAGAUGAUCCCAACUCCUUUAGGCUGUCAGAAUCAUUUUCUUUGUAUCCUCAGUUCAUCUUCCACCUGCGCCGCUCCCCAUUCCUGCAGGUCUUCAAUAACAGUCCAGAUGAAUCUUCCUAUUACCGGCACCACUUUGCCAGGCAAGAUCUGACCCAGUCCCUCAUUAUGAUCCAGCCCAUCCUUUAUGCUUAUUCUUUCCAUGGGCCUCCUGAGCCAGUGCUUUUGGACAGCAGCAGUAUUCUUCCUGACAGAAUCCUACUGAUGGAUACUUUCUUCCAGAUAGUUAUCUACCUUGGUGAGACUAUUGCACAGUGGCAGAAAGCUGGAUACCAAGACAUGCCUGAAUAUGAAAACUUUAAGCACCUCCUGCAAGCCCCACUGGAUGAUGCCCAGGAAAUCUUGCAGACCAGAUUCCCAAUGCCACGGUACAUCCACACUGAGCAUGGAGGCAGUCAGGCCCGGUUCCUCCUGUCUAAAGUGAAUCCUUCUCAGACCCACAAUAACCUCUAUGCCUGGGGCCAGGAAUCAGGAGCGCCAAUUCUGACAGAUGAUGUGAGUCUCCAGGUAUUCAUGGACCACCUCAAAAAGCUGGCAGUUUCAAGUGCAUCGUGACUGAUCAAACCGAGGGUUUAUAUGGAUUGUGUGGAUGACAGAAGUGGAGCAAUUUAUUUACAUUUCCUUUUCUCUCUUCUAAACUAGAGGUUUUAACUGUUACAUGAAAUAAACAUUCAGGGAGAGUUUUUUGCUUCUCCCUUCUAAUUUAUUUGUAUUCCUUUUUGUCUAUAUUCUGUUUUCUCUGCAUUUUCCACACAUAAUUAGCGUUGAAACGUGUUUUAGCCAACAGAGAUUUUGACAGCCUUUAGCUUAACUUUUAAUGUUCUUAAGAGGUGUCUCAGAAAGCAGGGGACUGUAUUAAUGAAAAAUAAAACUGGGUAGGAGCACUGUUCCUUAGUGUUGUCCCCAAAUCCCGCUCUUGGUGUCAUGGGCGGGUCUCGGAUCCUUUUUUCCCUUGCGGCCUGGCCCCGCCCCCCGCGCGUGCCCGGUUGGGGGCGGGGCGUCCUGCUCGUCCGUUGGGGCGGCGAUGAAGCCGGCGCGCGCGGCCGUGUGGAACGCCAGGGCCGCGCUGCUCUACUCGCUGGGCGGCUGGACCACGCUGGGCGCCCUCAUCUACUACAGCCGCCUGGACAAAGCCGGCACCGGCAGCGAGAAUGAAAAUGAUCCUGAGGCAAACCAAGGGACCCGCAAGGAAGUACACACUAAGGAAUAUCCUUUUGGAUUGACAGUGACAACAGAAAUAACAUACAAAGAGGUUCCGCCUCCUCUUACUCGACUGCUCAGGCGUGCGGUAUCAUUUUUUGUUCCUAAUGACGACCCUCCUUCCAAAGAGUGAGCUGUUCAGAAAGUUGUGCUGGACCUCUGAGAACAUCAUCCCCGUUCCUGGCACCAGACCACUGCUGGAAAACUGUCCCUUGCAUUGCUGAAACAGCAGCUCUGCCCAGCUGAUGUGAAGUUGCUUUCCCAGCUGAUGUGCAGGACGUACCCGGAGGAUCCAGGAUGUACCUGGGAUGGCUCCUCAGCUGGGCAGCUCUGAAAUGGAUACUUCAGGAACGAUUAGUAAAUGGGAAGAAAUGUUAUUUAAUGUUUUGGGUAUGAGAAUUCUUUAAUGGUCCUUCAAAUAAAAGCUCACAAGAGAUGA